Molecule: messenger RNA, 4738 nt
Organism: Trichogramma pretiosum
Lineage: Eukaryota; Metazoa; Arthropoda; Insecta; Hymenoptera; Trichogrammatidae
Exons: 16
Coding region: 128-4654 (1508 amino acids)
Biological process (GO): lipid transport
Molecular function (GO): lipid carrier activity
Source: RefSeq, a predicted model, not a curated record
CACAGAAGAGUCAAGAUUGCACUGCAGUACCACCGAGAGGGUUAUCGCUCGAUAUAUAAGCGGUUGCGCUUACAACUUUUCGAGUGUUUUGUAUAAAAGCGGCCAAAAAGAUUGAUUGCUUGGCAGUAUGUCCCGUAACAUGGCUGUAAUCGCCGUGUUCGGGCUUGUUGGUGUUAUCAUAUCGUACUUGACCAUUGAAGCCAAUUGUUAUCCGUAUUUAAAUAAUUCUACGCGGACACUCAUAAAGAAUCAAGUCUCAGAUUCGGCUUACAUUUACAAAUACUCAACGGUAGUAUUAGUUGGUCAAAAUGAACCGAAAGAAUUUGCGUCAAAAUUGUACCUGCAAGGAAAACUCGUCAUUAAACCUCAGGCAAAUCACGAUUCAAAAACAGACUGGUACAUCAAAUUUCAAGACGUAGAACAUACUAUACAUAAUGGCCUAAACAAUAAUGGUAUUGAUGAGAGCGAGUAUAGAAUACUAGAAAAUCAUCUUAAAGAAUUCGAAACCCCUUUUUUAUUGAUAAUUAAUUCAGAUACGAGUGGAUUUAAAAUUCAACAACACGAAUCAUUAUGGUCCAGGAACAUGAAAAAAGCCAUAUUAUCGUUGAUGAAUUUCGAUGUCGAUUUAACAAAUUUGAAUACUAGGAAAUUACAGAAUACCAUUUACGGGGAUUGCGAAAUCAACUACAGUUUUAAGGAAGUGACGAGCACUAAGAUGUUCUUAAGGGCGGUUUAUGAACCAAGAAAAUGCAGUAAAUACGUUCAACAUGUCACCAGCGAUGAGAGAAGUACUAGUUGCCACGUAAAAAAAGAGGAAGAUUUGAUGACAUCUGUAGAAAAUCUUUAUGAAUUGAAUAUUAAUUUGAACGAAAUACCUAAUUUACCCUUAUUACUGAAAAAAAUCACUUCCCAUGAAAAAGCGGCUUAUCUGCCGUGGUUACACCGAAGUUCAGGAGUUCAAUACGUUGAUAUCAAACAAACGGUUGAAUUUGAAAUGUUAGCUAAUGCAUCAGAAGUAAACUUACCCCAGAUAGAUUUCGAAAAAGUACCAAUUAUGUCAGAUUUGUCAUUUGAAAGUACUGAAAAUUUGGAUUUCAUGCUGAUAAGUAAAAAUUUAACACAAUCAGAUUUUGUUCAAAAAGUUCAAGAUUAUUUGUCAAUGAUGGCAAAUUACUUAAAGAAUAAUCAUUUUGAAGUGAACAACUAUCCGCAUAAAAAUUUACUGAAAAAAUUGACACAGACGAUGCGAUACUUGAACACUGAAUCAAUCGAAGCGAUUUUUCAAGACGUACAAAAAAAAGUCGAAAAGGAUGCUUUGUAUGAAAAAAUUAGGGAAAUAUUUGUGAAAUUAAUACCGCACAUUGGUACUGAAGCUAGUUGGGAUUUCACAUAUAAAUUGACCAACAAUUUAAUAAAUGCACCUACAAUAGACGAAGUAACAAAGUUGGACAUGAUUUCUAAGCUACCAAUGUACGUAAUCAACCCAACAGAGGAAUUCGCUAAAAAAAUGAUUCGCUUCAGAUUAACAAAGACAGGAGUGUUGUGUUAUUCAAUUUUACUCAAUAAAGUUUAUAAAAAUGUCAAACAGUCCUCAGUUCCAACAUUUUUAAAGGAACAACUUGAUUUCUUCAACUCAGCAGUUUCAAGUGAAAUAACGUAUCAAGCAAAAAUAUUGUAUAUAAUGGCUAUGAGAAAUGUAGAGGUUGGCAAUAUUUACAAUUACCUAGCUCCAAUGGUGCGUGGAAAUUAUGAAUUUGAAAUAAACGUCGACAUUCCAAAAACUGAUAAAUUUCGAAUAGCGGCAAUGUGGGCUGUCGCUAAAUCUAUCAGUAAUGACAGAGAUUUGACCUAUAAAUUGUUCUGGCCAAUUUUGUCAAACUCUUCCGAAUCAUUGUCGAUGCGAAUUACAGCUUAUGAGCAAUUAGUGUCCAAAAAUCCAAUUUUGGACAUUAACUUACUUAUGAGCGUACAUUGGUUGAUGGACAAAGAGCGAGAUGAACAUAUGUUCAAUUAUCACUAUACAUCGUUGAAAAAUAUGGCUGAAUGGAAAGAUCCUUGCAAAUUUGAUGUGUCUGAGCUCGCGAGAAAAGUUUUCCGUUUAAUGAAGCCACGUAAGUCAAUGAGUAAAUCCUUGUCUGGUGUCAAUAUUCUAGAUUAUUACGAUGAUAAAUAUGGAUAUGGAAUGUCUUUAAAGUUUGGCGUGGAAAUAGAUGAGAAUACCGGUACACCGGAAAUGGGUUUCUUCGAAGUAAUUGAUUCUGUUGCGAGGAAAUCGAAGAUGAAAUCAAGUUAUUAUUGGAAUGUUAACGGCAUAAAUCUAUACACCGUUAACAAAUUCUUCAAAAAAAUGAUGCAAAUAGAGACAUCUGAAGUUAUACCCGAACAAAGUUUACUUGAGAUAACAAACGAAGAAGUAAAAAAUUUGAUUCGUCAAACACAAGGUUACAAGCUUCUAGAUAAAAAUAUGCACGUAGAACUAUGGACAAUGAAAAAGGGAUAUGUAACGCAAGUCGAUGUCUUUUUUGACAGUUCAUUGACAGGUUUGGUACAGCGUUUAUACGAUGAUUACAAAACAACCAAUUUGAUGGAUAUUGGGGAUAAAUUAGGGUUCAACCGGUUAUACGACAUAGACUAUUUGAACAAUUAUAGAAUGGUGGUACCUACAUCAGCUGGUUUACCAGCGAUUUUUUAUAACGAAGCAGCUCAGUUGUUCAACAUCAAAUUGAAACCAGAUUUACAGCUAUAUAAAACGGUUGUAACCGUCAAAUUAGAGUUCGAGGCUCGAUACUUUUAUCAUAGUUCAUAUGAAAUGAAAGUCUACAAUCCUUUUGCUGAAGUAACGCAUUCCGUAGAAAGAUGUGCCAGUACAGAUAUAGUUCUGCCAUUAGACAUGACCGUGGGAUUUAACUUGGAAACUAGGAAUUUAAAAAUAGUUCUGCCUCGAAUGCCUUUGACUAAAUUAUCAACGACCGGUUUGAAAAUCCAUGCGUCUGACAUGGUUACAAUCGGCGAGGAUUACAAGAAUGUCCUGAAAACGUACUGCUCAGCUUGCAAACAUAACAUACCCGUCAAAUUAACACCUGAGAAUGUACAAAAUCAUGUUAGCGCGUAUCAUUCAUUGGAUACUGGUUUAGAAUACGCAUUUGUAGUUUUUGAUUGUGAUUAUAAUCGAAAGCAUAUGCUGCAAGAGGAGUUGAGUAGAGUUCUGAAUACACCAUUAAAUGAUGCUAAUGAUGAUUUGUGGCCAAAAUUUGCUUUGAUGAUGCAGCAUGCUCUGUUUAAUAACAUAAACGUACUUUACACCACUACUUGUGGCAUCAUUCUUAAGGCGUCACCUUCUAAUAAGUAUCCAACCGCUACGGUUGAAUUUAAUUGGAGAUUAAAUGCAGAACAGCUUGCAGAUGAUAAUGUCCACGUAGUAAUACGAGGAACAGUUGAAACAAAAGCCGUAGAUACUAAUAUUACCACGCGUUUCUGGAACGUAGAUACAGAGUUGGAGAUCACUCAAUUUCAUAGUAAUUACAAACUUAGCUUGACUCCAGGACACGAUGAUUUUAAAGUUUGCUUUGAAGCUCAUAAAGAAUAUCCUAAUUUCGUUGAAACCCUAAAGCAUGAAACAUUAACUAAACUAUUUUUGACAUUGGGACAGUCAAAAUCAAAUGAUUGUGUUGACGGGGAAACAUUAAUCAAAGUCACAGCUCGUGGUGAACUUCUAGAUGAUCAAAUAAAACAAAUUAAGGAAAACAUAAAGCCAAAUUCAUGUUUUAGCAAUACUGGAAAUCCCCUUGAUUUGAAUAUUAAUGAACGAUUUGACUGGAACUGCUUAUAUGAAGCAGUCAAAUUGACAACAAUGAGGAAGUAUACUUAUGACAUACAGUAUCAAAAGAUUCCCUCUUGGAUUCAAAUGAAACUAUUAGUCCUUGAUGAUUUUUUGCGUUUUGAAGCUUAUCCUCAUAUACAUUACAAUAUUAACCAUACAGAACCAGGUCACAUGAAAGCAUUGGUCACAUAUUCCGACGAUUAUCUAAUGAAAAUCUCAUUGACGAAUCCAUCUUAUACUCUGGAGCUAUACGAUUUAGAGUACGGCCCAGAAAAUGGUGCCGAUAAUAAUUUGAUCUUAGAUAAUACUGCGUUCAGCAAUAAUUUUUUAAUGGAUUUUUACAAAGGAGAUAUAAGACCGUGCAUUGCUCAUGCUGAUGAUGUCAUUACAGAUUUGAAUCAAACGAUUCCUAUAGAUUUUAAAGAAUGGACAUUGAUGUCAGGGGAUUAUGGUCUCAUGACUUAUGCUAUAUUUGUCAAAGCAGUAAGUACCGAUAAGGUAGCAGUGAAAAUUUUCGCUGGCAUGUACGUCUUAGAAGUUCAGCCAACGGCAUCUAAACCAAUCGUUACAAUAAAUGGUGUGAUAGUUGACGACUAUGAAAAAAGUGUACUAUCGCCAAAUAUUAAUAAAAAAUACUUCAAGAUUUCAAUGUUCAAUCAGUUACUUGUCAUAGAAACAGAAAAAUAUUCACAAGUUAAAGUUUAUUAUACUCCAAAUAAUGUUAUUGUACUUCCUCAUUUAACAUCAGUAAAAACAAUUGAUGGUAUUUGUGGACACAUGGGCAGCAGAACAUUUACACAAGAUAUCCCAUUAAUUUAUAAGAGUUCAAGUUAAAUUUAAAUAAACUGAAUCAUUUUUGUUGAAAAAAUUAUUCAAGGAGAUAGAUUAUGAACGAAUAAAAUUGAGUUUUUCUAAAAA